This is a messenger RNA of Raphanus sativus (radish), 730 nucleotides long. RefSeq names its product ergosterol biosynthetic protein 28. Lineage: Eukaryota; Viridiplantae; Streptophyta; Magnoliopsida; Brassicales; Brassicaceae. Gene Ontology annotation, cellular component: endoplasmic reticulum; membrane. The record is from RefSeq and is a predicted model, not a curated record. The coding region runs from base 106 to 495 and encodes 129 amino acids. The transcript is spliced from 3 exons. Gene Ontology annotation, molecular function: protein-macromolecule adaptor activity.
UGAUGACAACAACAUAGCAAAAGGAAUAAAAAAAGAAGGAGCGCUUCUGAAGAUUAAAGGACAUAGUAGCGGAGCAAACGAAGGAAGAGAAGGGGAAGAGGGAAGAUGAAGGCGUUAGGGUAUUGGCUAAUGGUGGUUGGUUCACUGAGAUUAGCUUCCGUCUGGUUUGGUUUCUUCAACAUUUGGGCUCUUCGUCUCGCCGUCUUCUCUCAGACCACCAUGAGUGAAGUUCAUGGACGUACAUUCGGAGUAUGGACACUGUUGACCUGCACUCUCUGCUUUCUUUGUGCAUUCAACCCCGACAACAAACCGCUAUACUUAGCUACCUUUCUCUCAUUCAUCUACGCCUUGGGCCAUUUUCUGACUGAAUACCUCUUCUACCAUACAAUGACCAUCGCAAACCUCUCGACCGUAGCCUUCUUUGCAGGCACAUCGAUUGUGUGGAUGCUCUGGGAAUGGAACUCCCUUGAACAACCGCACUCCAAACUUUCUUGAUCUUCUUUUUAAGCUGCUGAUUCAUAUUUCAUCUAUAAUCUUUGAAGGAGUAUUGAUUUGUGGUCAAAGUUUUGAACUAUGAGAAUACAAUGAAAAAAAAUCAUGGAUCUAUCUUAUUAAAGCUGAAGUACAAUUUCGGUGUGUUUGGAUACUUGGAUAAGAGUAUUAAAAAAAUUUGGUGUGUUUGGUUACUUGGAUAGCAUUUAUAAAGAAUAAGUUUGUUUGGAAACUUGAA